CCGCGUUUUAGGGUCUAUGCUAUGUGCCUAACGCCGGACGGAAAUAAGAUCCCGUCACCGAGCUGGCCUUAAACAUUUUAGUCGUAAUGAAAAGGUUUAAUCUGUUUGGCUUUAUAUAACCGAAGUUAUCUAUAUAAAGGGGCUUCGCGUUGCUGUUGACGGCCGUAAACAGUUCAUUCACUCACCUUCCCCGAUCAGCUGCAAAGAAAAACAACUAAAAAAGAAUACAAAAAAGAAAGCAAGCAGAAAUGGAGUUCGAAAACCUCAAAUCGCGCUGGCCCCUGGCGUACGACCUUUGUGGGUCCGCCCUGCCGUGCCGCAUCGAGGGCGAAGUCCAGGACUUGGUCGUGUACGGCGAGAUCCCCAAGGAGAUCGACGGCACCUUUUACCGCGUUAUGACGGACCCGCUCGUGCCGCCGCACCCGCAGAACGUGCCCAUUGACGGCGACGGCACCGUUUCGGCCUUCCGCUUCCGCGACGGCCGCGUCGACUUUAAAAUGCGCUACGUCGAGACGGAGCGCUACCUGCUCGAGCGCGCCGCCAACAGGCACCUUUUCGGCCUGUACCGCAAUCCUUACACCUACCACCCUUGCGUCCGCGCCGCCGUCGACUCAACAGCCAACACCAACGUCGUCCUCUGGGCGGGCCGCCUGCUCGCGCUCAAGGAGGGAGGGCUGCCGUAUGAGGUCGACCCCGACACGCUUGAUACGCUCCGGUAUAACCCCUUCGGCCAGGUCCGCGCAAAAACCUUCACGGCCCACCCCAAAGUAGACCCCUAUACCAACGAGCUGGUCGUGUUCGGGUAUGAGGCUACGGGCCUGGCGUCGGACGACAUCGUCAUUUAUACGCUCGAUAACGACGGUGUUAAGCGCGACGAGCAGUGGAUCAAGUCGCCCUGGGUCGCGCUGAUCCACGACUGCGCCAUCACGCCCAACUGGCUCGUCCUUGUCCUCUGGCCCUUCGAGGCCAACAUCGAACGCAUGAAGAAGGGCGGCCACCACUGGGCUUACGACUACUCCAAGGGCGCCACCUUCAUCGUCGUCCCGCGUCGCGCCUCGACGCCCCGCCCGCCCGGCUGGGCUCCCGACGAGAAGAGCCGCGUGUACCACUGGGACAACGCGAUGCUGGGCCACACCGGCGGCGGGUGGGAGAGCCCCGACGGCGGGACCAUCUACGUCCAGACGACGCGCGCCUCCGAUAACGUGUUCCCCUGGUUCCCCGCCGAGGACGGCCGCGUGCCCGCGCCCGACACGAAGCUCGACUUUGCGCGCUGGUCCAUCGACCUUACAAGACCCACGGGCACCCGGCUCCCGGACCCAGAGGUCCUCGUCGACCGUGCAUGCGAGUUCCCGCGCGUCGACGAGCGCCUCCACACGCGCGCCAACGACGUCCUCUUUCUCAACGUGUCCGUACCCAAGGAUGGCCCCACCGAGCCCGAGUCGGGCCGGGACAGCGACGGGCCCAUGUACGCGCAUGGGCUCGACGGCGUCGCCAUGCAUCGGUAUUCGACGGGGGAGAUCCGCUACUUUUACGCGGGGCCCGACUCGUUGGCGCAGGAGCCCAUUUUUAUCCCCCGGAGCGAGGACGCGGCCGAGGGCGAUGGCUGGGUCAUGACGCUGGUUGAACGCAAGGCCGCGAACCGCAACGAUAUUGUCAUACUCGAUACGCGCGACUUUGAGCACCCCAUCGCCGUCGUGCAGCUGCCCCUGCACAUCAAGUCGCAGAUCCACGGCAACUGGGUCGACUACUCGCAGCUGAAAGAGGGCAAGCUGUUGGUGCGCAACGCCGUGGUGCAAAAGAUUAGCGGCCAGGGCGCGCUGGAGCCGCUGUAAAAACGCAAAAGCUGAGAGGUUCUACGAAAUAAACUGUGAACAACGACACGAUUCCUUGCUUAUUAACCCCCCCACCCAUAAUGUCCAUGCCACACAAGUGCAAGCAGACGCAAUUUCCGU
This is a messenger RNA of Gaeumannomyces tritici R3-111a-1, 1952 nucleotides long. RefSeq lists its product as hypothetical. NCBI's taxonomy places the organism in Eukaryota, Fungi, Ascomycota, Sordariomycetes, Magnaporthales, Magnaporthaceae. Bases 249 to 1832 code for a protein of 527 amino acids. Gene Ontology annotation, biological process: carotene catabolic process. The transcript has a single exon. Gene Ontology annotation, molecular function: carotenoid dioxygenase activity. The record is from RefSeq and is a predicted model, not a curated record.